This is a messenger RNA of Ceutorhynchus assimilis (cabbage seed weevil), 1554 nucleotides long. NCBI's taxonomy places the organism in Eukaryota, Metazoa, Arthropoda, Insecta, Coleoptera, Curculionidae. The record is from the annotation of a GenBank genome assembly.
UCAGAAAAUUUUUUUUUAGUGGCAGUUGAUUUUUUUUAUUCAUCUAGUAGUUAAAUUACUAUAAAAAUCUAGUGAAUUCCCCAUUCAAAUUCCUUCAAACCAUGGGUAACGAAAGUUCCCUGCCCAUGGAACUAUGCUCCAACUUCGAUGCUGACGAAAUUCGGCGUCUCGGUAAACGUUUCCGGAAACUAGAUCUGGAUAAUUCAGGAGCUUUGAGCAUCGACGAGUUUAUGUCGUUGCCCGAACUCCAGCAAAAUCCUCUCGUUCAACGCGUCAUCGAUAUAUUUGACGCCGAUGGAAAUGGAGAGGUCGAUUUUAAAGAGUUUAUACAAGGCGUAUCGCAAUUCAGCGUCAAGGGCGACAAACUGUCCAAACUGAGAUUUGCUUUUAGAAUCUACGACAUGGACAACGACGGAUAUAUUUCCAAUGGAGAAUUGUUCCAGGUUUUGAAAAUGAUGGUUGGCAACAACUUGAAAGACACUCAACUGCAACAGAUCGUUGACAAGACCAUUUUGUUUGCUGACAAGGAUGAAGAUGGCAAAAUUUCUUUUGAAGAGUUUUGCAAUGUUGUUGGUAACACUGACAUACAUAAAAAGAUGGUUGUUGAUGUCUAAAUCAACAACAAUUGCAUGUAAUAAUAAAUUAUCACUUGAAGCUAAUUAAUAAUUAGCUUCGGUGUGAUAAAUUAUAAUUAUUUUGCUAUAUUAUAGUUGAAAUCGUUUUUUAGCAAACUAGGUGUUAUUUAUUAUGAAAAAAUCGUUUAAUUUUGGUUUGCUGUCUAUAUAGGGUUUGUUUUUCUAGUCAUAAUUAUUGAUUUUUGGGUUCAUAUGCUUAAAAAAUUAAUUUUAGACAGCGGCCAUAGCACUUUUAAUAAAAUAGCAUUAAAAAUAGGAAUUUUAAUCUCUUCGCUUUUACCAGUUAUUCAUUGUAAAAAAAAAAUCUAUAGUCGUUGCACGAGAAGCUUGUUGUUUAGUGUUAAUUAACAAUUAUCCAAUACAUUAAUUAUUAACCCAUUUUAAGUGGGUUGAGAUUAAUUAUUAUUAUUCUAGGUGUUGUGUGUUUAGCGCUUAAAAAAAAAAAAAAAUUAUUGGGAUUUUUGUUGAAUUUAAUAAUUAAUUCACAGUAGAUGUACGGGGCCUAGGGCCUUUGAUGGGUGAGUCAAAGACCCCACUGCCACAGAAUCUACUGCAAAAUCAACUUCUAAAUAACCGGGGAAAAUUUUACAUCAAACCCUUUUGAAAAUUAACGAUGGAUCUUGGAUAGAAAGUGACAUGGAUGGCGUAAGCGUAUCACUUUUUAUUCUUAGUAAUUUUUUGAAGGAAUUUGAUAUUUGUUUAGAAGUUUAUUUGGGAAUUAAUUUUAAUAUUAAGGCGUAUGAAAUAUAAAUGUAUGUUUGCUAAUCACUUAUAUAAUAAUUUAUUGGAGAGUUCUUUUUGUUUUAUUUUUAAAUAAUAUAAUGAUUAUACAUAAUGUAGUAUUAAAAUUAUGCGUGAUUAUAUCAAUAUCUAUGUACUUCAAAUAACUGUGUUGAAUAAAUAUUAUUUACCUCUUCUU